Oldenlandia corymbosa var. corymbosa is the source of this 3735-nucleotide messenger RNA. The record is from the annotation of a GenBank genome assembly. Lineage: Eukaryota; Viridiplantae; Streptophyta; Magnoliopsida; Gentianales; Rubiaceae.
AUGACGGUGUUCGCCUCAACGAAUGCUGGCGCAGCGGCGGGCAGCGGUGGCGGAGGAUACAUGGCGGGAAAGCAAGUAUUUCCGGUGGAAUUCUAUCACGAGGAAGCGGCGUCGACGGAGACGGAGUCGUUAUCUCAGCGGCUGGUGGACGCGGCCCACGCUAACGACUUGAAGGCGGCGACGGAGCUGAUCACGUCGUCGCCGGCGGCGGCGGACGUGAAUUACCUGGGAUCGGUGGUGUUGAAGGUGAGGAAGACGGAGGUGGUGCUGCGGGAGGAAGAGGCUGUCCAAGUCGUCGUUGAGUUCGAGGAGUUCAAGACUGAGGUUACGGCGUUGUUCCUCGCCGCUCAUAACGGAAACGUCACACUUGUCCGAAGGUUACUGAGUGUGGGAGCAAAUGUGAACCAAAAAAUGUUUCGAGGCUACGCCACGACAGCGGCAGCUAGGGAGGGACACGUAGAGAUAUUGGACAUGUUGAUAAGUGGGGGAGCGAGCCAGGAUGCUUGUGAGGAAGCCCUUUUGGAAGCAUGUUACAUGGGGAUGGCCAGGCCUGCUGAACUUCUUCUGGCAUCUGAAUUAGUCCGCCCACAUGUUGCUGUGCAUGCCCUUGUCACAGCAUCUUUUAGAGGGUUCAAAGAUGUCGUUGACACUCUCAUUAAGAAUGGUGUGGACUAUAAUGCCACAGCCAGGGUGCUUUUGCAAUCUACCAAGCCAUCUCUUCAUGCCAAUGUUGACUGUAAUUCUCUGGCUGCUGCUAUUGUUGGAAGACAGAUAUCUAUUGCCUUACUGCUGUCACAGGUCGGCGCCAGAACAGACAUUAUGGUUAGACUGGGAGCUUGGACAUGGGAUGCAGGCACCGGCGAGGAAUUCCGUGUGGGUGCUGGAUUGGCUGAGCCUUAUCAUGUAACAUGGUGUGCAGUGGAGUACUAUGAAUCGAGUGGCACUAUCUUGCGUAUGCUUCUGCAGCGCCAUUCACCGAACAUCCCACAUUUAGGUCGGACCCUCAUCCAUCAUGCCAUUCUAUGUGGAAAUGCAAGAGCAGUUGAAGUGCUCUUAAGCUAUGGUGCCAAUGCAGAAGCCCCAGUGAAAACAGCAAAACAAAGGGAUUUUUUCCGCCCGAUACAUAUGGCAUCACGACUUGGUUUAGCUGGAGCCGUUCGGCAUCUUAUUGAUGCUGGAUGCAAUUUGAAUGCCAACACUGAUUCUGGAGAGACUGCAUUGAUGAUUAGUGUGGGAAAUAAGCACGAGGAAUGUGUAAAACUUCUUGCAGAAAAAGGUGCAGAUUUUGGAAGUUGUAAUGUAGCAGGGCUAUGUGCCAAGUCAAUUGCUGGAUCUGUACAUUGGGAGACAGGCUUCCAGCGAGCCGUGUUGGAUGUGAUUCGAGAUGGAAAGCUCGCCCGAUCUAGCAACCCGAAAAUGUUUUCCUCCUUGUUGUUUGUUACACAAGCUAAUGACACAGAGGCUUUAAAGAUUCUCCUCAAUCAACAGGACAAUUUAAACCUCAACGAGCAAGAUGGGAAUGGAUUCUCAGCAGUAAUGUUUGCUGCAUUAGGGGGCAAUGUGGAAGCUUUUAAGGUUCUCCUACAUGCCGGAGCCGAUGUAAAAUUGCCUAAUUUCCAUGGAGAAACAGCAAUUAGUCUAGCCGAAAAGCAUCAGAACAGCGACGCAUUUGAGAGAGUAAUGCUUAAUUAUUUGCGAUCUAAGGGUGAUCAAACCUACAUUGGCUCCUCUACCCUACACCGCGCUGCACACAGUGGUGAUGUUCAGUUAGUACAGGUUUUGAUUGAUGAAGGAUAUGAUGUGGAUCUUGUUGAUGCCGAUGGAUACACUCCACUCAUGCUGGCUGCAAAAACAGGAAACAGAACAAUGUGUGAGCUUCUGAUAUCAUGCGGUGCAAAAUGUGACAUUCAAGCACUCUCCCUUGCACGGAAAAGCAAUAACAGAGAUGCAGAAGAUGUAAUACUAGAUUCGCUUGCUAGACGGCUGGUGUUAGACGGUGGAAAAAUGAAGAAACACACUAAAAAUGGCAAAGGAAGGCCUCACUGGAAGGUCUUAAAGAUGGUUGGGGGCAAUGGUGUUCUAAGUUGGGGGAAAUCAAGUAAGAGGAACGUAGUAUGCAGGGGAGCAGAAGUCGGGCCAAGCACAACUUUCCAGUGGAACAGGAGGAAGAGAGGGGACGUUGAUGAUCCAGGUGUUUUCAGGGUGAUCACCACCACAAAGGACAGGGAAGUGCAUUUUGUCGUGUGUGAAGGUGGAAGGGAAAUGGCUGAGUUGUGGGCACCCAUAAAGGGAAUUCUUUCUUCUCAAAGGAUUAGGUUAAUCCAACAUUCUAAGCUUCAAGGCCUAGGCAGUAGAUUAUUAAGCACUCAGGCUGCAUCCACUGCAGCUACGCCUCAGUCUCCCCCUCCUCCACCGCCUCCUGAGAAGACUCACUUCGGUGGUCUAAAGGAUGAGGACCGCAUCUUCACAAACGUAUACGGUUUGCAUGACCCUUUUCUUAAAGGUGCUAUGAAACGGGGAGACUGGUAUAGGACAAAAGACCUAGUACUAAAGGGUACCGACUGGAUUGUCAACGAAAUGAAGAAAUCUGGACUUCGUGGACGUGGUGGUGCUGGUUUUCCCUCUGGUCUUAAAUGGUCUUUCAUGCCAAAAGUGUCUGAUGGUCGUCCUUCUUAUCUUGUCGUCAAUGCCGAUGAAAGUGAACCUGGGACGUGUAAAGAUAGAGAGAUAAUGCGUCAUGAUCCACAUAAGUUGUUGGAAGGUUGCCUGAUUGCUGGAGUGGGUAUGAGAGCAAGUGCUGCCUAUAUUUACAUUAGAGGUGAAUAUGUCAAUGAGCGGAAGAAUCUCGAGAAGGCUAGAAGAGAGGCUUAUGAAGCCGGACUCCUUGGAAAGAACGCAUGUGGAUCAGGUUAUGAUUUUGAUGUGCAUAUUCACUUUGGUGCUGGUGCCUAUAUUUGUGGCGAGGAGACGGCUCUUCUGGAGAGCCUUGAGGGAAAACAGGGCAAACCUAGAUUGAAGCCUCCUUUUCCAGCUAAUGCUGGAUUGUAUGGUUGUCCCACUACCGUGACUAACGUGGAAACGGUAGCUGUUUCUCCCACCAUUUUGAGGCGUGGUCCGGAAUGGUUUUCAAGCUUUGGAAGGAAGAACAAUCAUGGAACUAAACUUUUCUGCAUCUCAGGGCAUGUGAACAAACCCUGCACGGUUGAAGAGGAAAUGAGUAUACCAUUGAGGGAACUUCUGGAGAGGCACUGUGGUGGCGUCCGCGGCGGGUGGGACAAUUUACUUGCUGUUAUUCCAGGAGGUUCGUCCGUUCCGUUGCUUCCCAAGCAUAUAUGCGAGGACGUGCUUAUGGAUUUUGAUGCACUAAAAGCUGUCCAGUCUGGUUUGGGUACCGCUGCUGUAAUUGUAAUGGAUAAGUCAACUGACAUUGUGGAUGCAAUUGCAAGGCUUUCGUACUUCUACAAACAUGAGAGCUGUGGCCAAUGUACGCCUUGUAGGGAGGGGACUGGCUGGCUUUGGAUGAUCAUGGAAAGACUCAAGGUAGGCAAUGCAAAGUUGGAGGAGAUUGACAUGCUUCAGGAAGUCACAAAGCAGAUCGAGGGGCACACAAUUUGUGCAUUGGGUGAUGCGGCUGCAUGGCCAGUUCAGGGUCUAAUCAGGCAUUUCCGACCGGAGCUUGAGAGGAGGAUUAUAGAGCGUGCUGAUAGGGAGCUGAAACAAGCUGCGGCGGCCUGA